Messenger RNA from Rhodotorula toruloides NP11, 1203 nucleotides. Its product is annotated as zinc-binding dehydrogenase. The record is from RefSeq and is a predicted model, not a curated record. The transcript has 4 exons. NCBI's taxonomy places the organism in Eukaryota, Fungi, Basidiomycota, Microbotryomycetes, Sporidiobolales, Sporidiobolaceae. Bases 1 to 1203 code for a protein of 400 amino acids.
AUGGCUCCCUCCUUCUUGCGCAAGACUUCUGACGGCUCGCCCGCCACGCCUGAGCGCUUCCGCUGCGCCGUCUUCAAGUCGCAGGGUGCUCCGCUCGAGUUGACCACGGUCGACUACCGCAAGCCUGGCAAGGGCCAGCUCGUCAUCAAGGUCCACGGCACGGCGCUCUCCAACAACGACGCCAUCUCUGAGCACGGCCUGCUCAACAUGUACGCGACGUUCCCGAGGACGCCCGGCAUGUACGCGGUCGGCGAAAUCGUCCAGCUUGGUCCGGGAGCUGUCGAGGGCGGUUCGACCGGCGGCGUCCUCUCGGCGCUCCUCUCGAGGCUCACGAUCGGCAAGACGAAGGAGAAGGAGGGCGAGGAGCCUGCCGUCCACCACCGCUUCAAGACGGGCGAGAAAGUCAUCAUCUCCGCCACGCACCAGUGCUUGGGCGAGUACUGCACCGGCCGCGCCGAGUCGACCUGCCCGCUCAUGGACAACUGGCCCAUGUUCGAGCAACUCGUCGUCGCGACGUUCGGCGGCAAGGUCCUCGACGCCUACGAGCGCCACGCCGAAGAGUGGGACCGCAAGUCUUCGGACGAGCGCCGCGUCCUCGACGACAACAACGACAGGAUCGGCUUCGCCGGCGACGGCUGCAUCGUCGUCCUCGGACAGGGCGGUUACGCCAGCCUUGCGUACCACCUCCUCAGGGCCGAGGCUCGCCGCGACGAGCGCAUCGUCCUCGUCUCGACCUCGAAGAAGCACCGCCCGGACGACUUUGGCAUGCCGUCGGAAGACUACCUCCUGGUCGGCCAGGAGGGUCUCGUCGACGCGCUUCGCAAGAUGGGCGGCAUCAAGCUCGCCAUCGCCACGGACCAGCCGCACGAGGGCGCCGUCCAGAUGCUCGACGCGAUGCGCUACGGCGGCGAGAUGGUCCCGCUCACGCUCCACGAGGACGGCAAGAUCGAGCGCCCGAUUGCCCACCUCAUCGCCCGCUCGCUCGUCGUCCGCGGCCCCGUCGACCUCCACAGCUCGUCGAUGCACCGCGCCCUCCGCAUUUGCGAGAAGCACGGCCUCGACCGCCACGUCUCGAUUCGCAAGUUCGCCUUCACCGAGGAAGGCGUUCGCGAGGCCUGGGAUGCGACCAAGAACCAGAGGGACGACUUCUCGGCCAAUGUCGUCGUCUUCGACACCCAGGGCGAGUCGAGGCACGCCGCCUGA